AUGCAUCCAUUCACCAACUUGCUGAAAAGAGGAUGGCUGCUCCUCAUUGUUGCCGCCUUUUGUUUGAACGUUAAGCUUGCUUCAGCUGCCUUUACAAGUGUCAGUCUCGCAGGAUCUUUGACAGGAGCAACCUUGGAAACCCAAAUCAACCUUGCCGAUCCAAAUGCCAGUGGCCAAGACACUAUUACUGUUCGUUACACCGUCCCGCAAACUAGCUGGCUUGCUGUGGGCGUCAAUCCUGCUGGAACCAUGCCCAACGGCGAAGUGGUGAUUGGCAAGCCUGACGACAACAAUUCGGUGCGCAAAUACAAAAUAACCGCCAGGGGUGCUGGUGCUAUUAGUGAGCAACCCAACCAAACCCUCAUCAAUCCAAGUUUACAACAGACUGGCGGCAAUACUGUCUUGACAUUUACCAAGCUACUCGUGGAAGAUGGAGAAUUCACCAUUACGGCAGCUGCCAGCAACACCUUUAUUGCCGCCUUUGGAUCUAGCAACACGUUUUCAUACCAUCAAGGCUUUGGAUCUCAAGCUGUUACCUUGGAUGAUGGAUCUAAUCCUGGACCCGAUGCCAGUCCCACACCGCCGCCCACCACAGCAGCCCCUGUUCCCACCAAUCCUCCCACCACGGCGGCUCCCUUUGAAGCUCCCACGAACCCACCAGGAGCAGAUGUUUUGGAGCUUACGGGAGACUUGCAGGGUUCUAGCUUGAGUUACCAGUUCACCUUUGGCGAUCCCAACACUGGUGACAAAGAUAGUAUCACUGUCACGUAUACUGCCCCCGUCACUGCCUGGGUCGGUGUGGGGGCCAGUGAAUCCGGUUUCAUGCUGGGAUCCACUGCCAUCAUUGGCCUUCCUUCCACGGGUGAAGUGAAGAAGUAUUCGCUCAAUGCCAAGACCACACCCGGCGUGAGUGUCAUGCCAGAUGACCAGCAAACCCUGGUCAAUGUGGGCAUUACACAAGCCAAUGGAUUUACGACAUUGACUUAUACCAAGAUUUUGGUUGAAGAUGGCGAGGUCCCGAUCAAUCGCGUGGGAGACAAUAUCUUCGUUGCCGCACACGGAAGCUCCAAUACUCUUGGCUAUCACUCUGUCCGCGGAUCGUUUAGCUUAUCUGGAAAGGCAGUGGGAAGAGACAACUCCUUGUGGAUUGCUCACGGUUGCUUGGCCUAUGUCGCGUGGGGUGUCAUUUGUCCUCUAGCCAUUUUGGCAGGCCUCCUCCGAAAAUGGAUUCCUGGUGGACCAAGCAUGUGGUAUGAGAUUCAUCGCACCUUGCAAUCCUUAGUAGUGUUGCUCACGCUAAUAGCAAUCAUCAUUGCCAUUGUCGCCUUGAACCAAGACACACCAGACAAUUCGAGUGCCGGUCAUUUCCAACCAGAUUUUAGCGAUAGUCAUCGGACGAUUGGUUUGGCGGUAUUGAUUGUGGCCAUAUUCCAAGUGACGGGUGGAGUCUUACGGCCGCACCUUCCCGAGAGCGACGACGAAAAAAUGAGCACAAAACGCAAGGUGUGGGAAGUACUGCACCGGUUGUUGGGGACAGCGCUCCUUUUGUUGGCUUGGUAUCAGAUUGAUUUGGGAAUCUUUUGGUAUCACGAGAUCUUUGACAAUGGAAACCAGGAACCUACUGCAUCUGUCUUUUACGCAGUGAUGGGGAUUUUUGCAUUUAUCAUUUUGAUGGCCAUUUCAUUGAAAAUAAUGUGUGGUGGUGAUUGA
Molecule: messenger RNA, 1710 nt
Organism: Cylindrotheca closterium
Lineage: Eukaryota; Bacillariophyta; Bacillariophyceae; Bacillariales; Bacillariaceae
Source: the annotation of a GenBank genome assembly